GACAAACAAAAAACAAGAAGUGAAGUUAAAGAGAAGUGUUGUAAAAUGGGAAGAUAUACAAGCUUUACAACUGUGAAUCCUCUACAAAAUCCACGCUAUGCUGAUUUUGAUCAAAUUAGUCGAUGCGUUCAUUUCGACGACUUCGAAGAAGCAGUCCACUGUCAAAUCCUUGUCCCUCAGCCGCUCUCCAACAGCCACACGAGGCUCCUACAGCAGGUGUUGUGGUUCGCUCCAUCACAGUUGAGUUCGGAGCACAACUUCUAUGGCAACGUAAGCUUCACAAUCAAUUGGGCAACCGUCCAACAAAAACUCGGCCCGAACCUAUACCUCAUCGACCAGGCCAUCUACAACUCCAGAAGUUACACUCGAGUUGUGCUCACUGCAAAUAAUUAUGACGGAAUGUUGACGAGAGUUGACUUGGAUUCAGAAGGUUCACCCAUGAUAAAAUCCUGGUCAGGUUACCGCCACGCUUCGCACUGCAUGAACAAAUUACAGCAGGGUCCUCACGAGCUUCAGAUCGCGAUUGAAGUCGACGAUGACGAUGCAAGGUGGCUUUAUUUGAACUGUCAGCCGGCAUCCAAUAACCACUCUCUUGCGAACGUUCCUAGCAAUGGAAAGCACGCAAGGUGGGAUAGGCAGAAGUCAAAAUUUAAGUCGUACAAAUGUUUCAAGUUCAAUACUGCUCAAAACAUUGAAUGUCCGUACAACUGGACUCAAAGUUACUCUGAGCAGCUAAUCCAGAUGGUAUUAAACAGCCAGAUAUUAACAGCCAGCGACACAGAGAGUUCAUAUUUAAGAACUGAACCAGAGUAUAAUUCUAAUCAUACAAACGCUGACGUCAUUCCUUCCGUGACUGUAACACAACCCCAAGAAACACAUUCGGAGUCAGAAAAUGCAGAAAGUAGGCAAAUGAAAAAACCAGUCAUCUGGGUUGGAAUUGUAGUCUUGGUUUUGUUUUUGAUAUUUUUCUUUGUUUUCAGAAAAUAAAAUCUAUUUCAAGGCAACUAAUAUCGAUGUAAUUUUGAGGUUAAUAGAUCGCUGUGAAAAAUGUACGAGCCAUGAAAAACCCGAAAUUUCCAAGUGCAAAAUAUGCGAAUUCUCUACGAACCCCGUUCGAUGCAACUUGUUCAUGACAAUCGUAGUCUAUGGUUAGUUAGGAACAAAAUUCGGCAAAUGUUUGUUCGCAUUCCGCACAGGAAAAAUAGGUAUAAAAUAACUAGGUAUAAAUAAGUAAUUUAUUUAAUAAAUAUCUUUGAUUUUCUACUCUUUUGCAAUGAAAAAAUACAAUCCAUACAAUUACAAAAGUAUUUGAGUAGAACAUUCCUUGAUUUCGUGUAUUAAUAUACAGAAUGUUCACAUAGCAUACAUACAUUAAGUUAGCAAUAAUUGCACAAUUUUCUCAUAAUCUUAUCAUCCAUGUAUAGAACAUAACUUACGAAGUUAUGCAAAUACAUGAAACUUAGUUUCCACUCACUCUACAACAACAAAAAGUCUAUAAACGGUUUAAAUAUUAAACUAGCACUAAGACAGAGAAGCUACUGCUAAUAAAAGAUCAAUAACGAUCGAUGUAAAAAAAUAGAUUAUUUUAUAUGUUAAUUUGAAUGCCAUGAUCUUCUUUGAUGAAAUCCGCGCCACGUUCGCCGAUCAUGAUCGCCGGGGCGUUCGUGUUCGCUGGAAAAACAACUUGAAUAAGAUUCUUAAGAGCGGGACCAGGUAAACCUAGACUUGUCCCAUCCUAGCUCAAUUGUGUGUCGUUCCAAAAAAUUCUGAAAGUUAUUUAAUUUUUCAUGAAAAACGCUUUUUUGCAUGUGAGGUAAUUGUGUACGCGUUGAACUGAACAGAUUUAAGUAUGUAAAAAUUACAUUAGAGAUUAUGUAUUUUUGUGUUGGAGCGCGUUUGACGUGACCUAAGCUAAAUUACUGGUUCAGUAUUGUGUUAACCAUUGAUGUGUAAGGUACGUCCUGUAUUGAUAGGAAUAAGUUAAGAAAGUGCAUAUUAAGUCUUAAGCUAGUUCUUAUGUUUUCAAGUGUGUAUAUUUUGAGUUCUAGUAUUUUAGAAGGAUUUAAUGGUUAGAUUUUAUUCCUGCCGAUUAUUAAUUCAGGGCAGGUAAAUUCUCUAUUAGAUAUAAAUUUUUGUUCAUUUAUUCGUUACAGGAGUAUCAGUUAUACUCAGGAACUUGGUCCCUGACCUACUUCACGUUUCCAAUUAGUUUCAGUAAUAGCCUACGUAACAGGCUCAGCAAUAGUCCAAAUUCUUUUUAAUAUAUAUAUAAGUUAUAGUCGUAAACUUAUCCAGCAAUAGUUUAUUCUAUUUUUAGUGUUGUUUUCACGUUUUCACUCUCCAAUAAAGAUACACCAGA
This is a messenger RNA of Hyalella azteca, 2359 nucleotides long. RefSeq lists its product as uncharacterized. The record is from RefSeq and is a predicted model, not a curated record. The transcript is spliced from 2 exons. Bases 46 to 987 code for a protein of 313 amino acids. NCBI's taxonomy places the organism in Eukaryota, Metazoa, Arthropoda, Malacostraca, Amphipoda, Hyalellidae.